GAAAGCUGUCAUUCUGCCCAUAGAGGAGAAAUUGGUCCUGCAUCUCUCUGCAGGGGAGUGGGAGAUUUGGAGAGGGGAAUGCACAGUAAAUAUGUUUUCCUUCAUAUUAGCGAAAUGUUUCCGACUGGAUUGAAGGAAAUGGGAUACGACAGGAUGGGCAUAUUCGCUUACAUCUGCGGAAUGUUGGACGUGCGUCAGUGAGAAAUGCCGAGUGUUUUUCACUGUCGGUGUUAGCUAACGCAAAAAAAAAAUACAAGAUGAAGAAGCAAUUCAAUCGAAUGCGACAGCUCGCCAACCAAACAGUUGGCAGGGCGGAAAAAACAGAAGUGUUGAGUGAGGACCUUCUGCAGGUGGAGAAACGCCUGGAGCUGGUGAAGCAGGUGUCCCACAGCACUCACAAGAGGCUGACCGCCUGCCUGCAAGGACAGCAGGGGGCAGAAGUGGACAAGAGGUCCGUCAAAUCCCCUUCGAAAAAGCUUCCCCUUACCACACUGGCACAGUGUCUGCUAGAGGGGGCUGCAGUGCUGGGAGACGACUCUCUGUUGGGGAAGAUGCUGAAGCUGUGUGGAGACACCGAAGACAAGCUGGCCCAGGAGCUCAUCCUCUUCGAAUUUCAGAUUGAACGCGAUGUGGUCGAACCGCUCUAUGUGCUGGCUGAGGUGGAGAUCCCCAACAUCCAGAAACAGAGGAGACAUUUAGCCAAGCUCGUCCUGGAUAUGGACUCCUCAAGGACCCGGUGGCAGCAGUCCUCAAAGUCCUCAAGCCAUCCCAGUAACCAGCAGCAGGGCGGGGCCAAAGCCGACCAUCUCAGGGAGGAGAUGGAAGAGGCAGCCAAUCGGAUGGAGAUCUGCAGGGAUCAAUUAUCAGCAGAUAUGUAUAAUUUUGUGGCCAAAGAAAUAGACUAUGCAAACUACUUCCAGACGCUAAUAGAAGUGCAGGCAGAGUACCACAGGAAGUCUUUAGAGAUCCUGCAAAGUAUCCUGCCUCAGAUCAAAGCUCAUCAAGAGGCCUGGGUGGAGAAGCCUUCGUUUGGGAAGGCGCUGGAAGAGCACCUGACGGUCAGCGGUCGCGAGAUCGCCUUCCCCAUCGAGGCCUGCGUGACCAUGCUGCUGGAGUGCGGCAUGCAGGAGGAGGGCCUGUUCCGCGUGGCUCCUUCGGCCUCCAAGCUGAAGAAGCUGAAGGCGUCACUGGACUGUGGCGUCCUGGACGUGCAGGAGUAUUCCGCUGACCCCCACGCCAUCGCGGGGGCACUGAAAUCCUACCUACGUGAGCUCCCAGAACCAUUAAUGACCUUUGAUCUCUAUGAUGAGUGGAUCCAGGCUUCAAAUAUUCAAGAUCAGGACAAGAGACUGCAGGCGCUGCUGGCAGCUUGUGAGAAGCUACCCCCAGACAACAUCAACAAUUUCAGGUAUUUGAUCAAAUUUCUGGCCAAGCUGACGGAGUACCAGGAUGCCAACAAGAUGACGCCAGGCAACAUAGCCAUUGUCCUGGGGCCCAACCUGCUCUGGGCUCAGACUGAAGGGAACAUCACAGAGAUGAUGACCACUGUGUCCCUGCAGAUAGUGGGAAUCAUUGAGCCUAUCAUCCAGCAUGCUGACUGGUUUUUCCCUGGAGAGAUCGAGUUCAACCUGACGGGGAACUAUGGCAGCCCUGCCCACACUAACCACAACUCCAACUACAGCACCACGCCCUCCCCCGACAUGGACCACGCCGACCGCAAGCAGCACGACCAGGGCCGACGCCCGCUCAGCGUCGCCACCGACAACAUGAUGCUGGAGUUCUAUAAGAAGGAUGGUAUGGGGGUGCGCGUGAUGGACACCUCGUGGGUGUCACGGAGGGGCUCCUCCACUUUAGCGCGCAAGGCCUCCUCCACCCCCCCGAGCGUGCAGACGCCCACUGCGUCCGCCGACUCGCUCAUCCCCGAGCAGCCCGGAGAGCUGUCUGCCUCCCCCUCCCCCACACCCCCGCCCACAGCCGGAGACCGGGCUGGCUCCGAUGACGGGCCGUCCCACGGAUCAGAGUCCUGUUACGUGUACCCGUCCCCUGGGGAGAACAGGCCGCCUCCCCCCUACCCCACCUCCCACCACUACUACCCCAAAGUCCCGCCCUGCCCUCGCCCCGUCGCUCCCGGCCCCGAGUCCAUCCCCCCGGGGGACUCCCCCCCUCCGGUCCGCUGGGCCACAGCCAGCCCCCCCAUCCUGGCCCCCUCCUCCUCACCCCCCCAGCAACUGGACAUCAACUCCAACCCCAAACCCAGCUGCCUGCACCUGCCCAAACCCAGCUCCCUCUGCGACGCCCCCCACGCCCCCCCACCCGAAGCCAGCGCCGCCAAACCGCUCCCUGUGCUGUCCCGGAUCGACCCCUCCCUCGGAGGGCCCUCCAGCCUCUCCCAGUCUGCCCCCCCACCAUGGGGAGCCUGCGCCUGUAUUCGAGAGAGAGGACCCCGACUGGCUGGUUCAUUGAAGAACAAGGAGCUCUCUCCCAUGGUUGGCCACAAGGGCAUCCAGGUGCCAGGUCCCACAGUGCCCCCUACUGUCUGUCCGCAGGGCAGCACCCAGUCACAGCCCAGUGAACAUAGCCCUCACACUUUGCGCAAAGUGUCGAAGAAGCUGGCUCCCAUCCCACCAAAGGUGCCGUACGUUCAGUCAGGGGGGGUGUCAGACCAAUCGACGGGCCACCCGUCACCGGUCAGCCUGUCCCCUACCCCGCCCAGCACCCCCUCCCCGUACGGACUGGGAUGCCCCCCGGGUUACGCCACCAUGUCCUCCCCCGGCCAGCCUCCCCCCCCAGGGGCGUCACACUCCCUGUCCUCCCCACCCUCGCUGACGGGCACGCUCACUAAAUCCCGCCCCGCCCCGAAGCCCAGGCAGAGGCCCAGCCUGCCCCCCCCUCAGCCCCCCACCGCCCCGGGACUGUCCAGCACCAGCCCCCAACCUAUGGAUCACACCCUGCUGGACACCAUGGCCCCCGGAGAGAGUAUGUCCACAGCAGAUAUCUUUAGCCUGGAAAUCCCCUCCUUCAGUGUUGAGUUGGACAGCCUCCUGGAUGAGUUCAGGGUCGCCCCCUGCAGGAAGUCUGUGGCAAUGACGGAUGCACCAGAGGGCAAGGCUGAGCCGGAGGAGCCUGAGAACACGUUGCUAUGACAGCCGAAUUCCCACCCCCCCCAGCCACAAACCCCCCCCCCGCCCGCACACACACACGCACACACUCUCCAGCUGUAUAUAAGAGAAUCUUUCCUGCUGAGGCUCCUGGAGAAUCAUGAUUCAUCUGGAAGGAGAGUUAGAUCCUCUAUUGUCUGGAAAAGUCUAAUCUCUAUAGAUAAUAUAUAAAUAAAGUAUAUAUGUAUGAGAAUAUGACUAUGAAUACAGCAAACACCAUGGAAAAGACUGAACAUGGGAGCCAUGUUUCCAAGUGAACCAUGUUACACAGUAUAUUUUGUUGACUGUUUAUUCUACUGCUUUGUGUUUAUAUCCGUUUUUACUUUGCGGAAAUGCAUUUUUAGUUUAACUUUUGUAUUUUUUCAGUUUUUUUUGUUUGUUUUUAUAUGCCUUUUUUGUUUUCUUUUUUAUUUGCCUUAUAUAUUUUAGGAAAUGUUUUUGCCUUUAUCUGCACAAAAUUCUUCAAGAAAACAAGAUUGGCUCCGCUGUAUGGGUGGAGUCUUGAGGAACUACACUUCCCAUGUUGCACUGCUUCAUCUGUUGAGCUCUUGUGGUCUGCCCCUGUCCCAGUGCUGGGUAGUUCAUUGAGAUUCUGUGCUGACUACACCAAUGCAGGAAACUGCACGUAGAAACCUGCAACAGCAAAAUUAACUGGACCUCUUCAGUGGAAUGAAAUGUGUUCAGCAGAACUCACUGAGGGGAGCUGCUUCAGCCUAUGGCAUUCAGCUGAGUUUCACUGGAUCUACUGGACGCAAAUCAAAACAGCCUCCUCAAAGUGUACACUGGGGGCAGUGAAUCUUAGUGGGGUGCUUGGUGAUGUGAAUGUCUUCAGUAUCAGAGGAAUGUAUCAAAGAUCACUCUACUCGAGAAGUAGAAUAUAUCAUCUUUGACUGUACUGUACAUAGAAUGUGUUGAAUUGAACUAUCUGUGGUUAUAUGAGUUUUAUGUGUGGCUGCAACCAUUAGGGGCAUAAACAGACUCCAUUUGAACAAAGUGAAUGGAUAAAAAAUGAAAAAAACCUGGGCUGGAUUGGUUUUCCCAGAUCUCUCACAACAGCCUCCUUUGCUCAGGUCUUGUCCCACCUGUGGAAAACCAGCCCUCAUCCCAAAGUCUGCCCCCCCCCCCCCCAACCACCACCACCAAUAUUUGCCAUAAUCUUCACUGCUGCCCAGUUGGAACCUUGAAGAACCAAAACAAAACAAGAAAAAUAACGACAUGAAAACUUGAACCUUUGAGCGAAAGCAGGAAGCCUACCUUCCCCCGGGGUUUCUUAACAGGUAAGGUGUACUUCCUGUUGCCCAGGAAGCUGCAGUGGAUUGUGGGGGUUUUAGUGCUUGAUUUUUUUUUUUUGUGUGAGGGACUGCUUUUUUUAUGCUGCUUUUCUCCGCCUGCAAACAGCGCGUAACUGUAAAAUGUCCCCUGCGCUGUGGUGUUAAACUGUUCUCUCAGUUAAUGCUAUAGCUGUUUGACUCUCACAACUGACGCUCACAAAGCAUGCACACUCACGCGUACACACUCUUGCUCUGCCUUGGCUCUGCUUACACAGAAACACUUUCACACCUUGUCCACAGCAGACCUUGAGCCAGGCUGGUGUAGACAGGUGCCAAAGUCGAACUAACCCAGUGUGGCGUGUUCACCUUUUUCGUAAAAAAUGUCCACAACCAGAGCCCGGGAGAGGUGCCUGUCUGAAAUUUCCUGCAGUCUGAGACUGAGUUCUCACACUUCAAAGUCCUAAAAUUUAGAUAGAAGUAAAAAUUGAAUUGUUUGGUUGAGAGACAGCAAUGAUCUUGAAGAGCUUAAAGACACGUGCAGCUUAGCAUUUUGCUAGUGAAGCUGGUGUAGUUAGCUGAUCCCAAGGCAUCAUGGGAAACCACAGAAAAGCUGGCAAAACAGGGAACCAAGUGGGCUGGCCUGGCUCCAGCUCUGCAGUGGAAACAAUGCGAUUAAUGUACUUGCAGGGAACAGGGUCCUCUUGAUGUGUGAGUGGGGUUUGUAGUUCCAGGAACUGGAUGUGCAGUCUUUGUAGUUUCCUCAGGAGGUCAGCUGAAAUUUAUUUGUAGUUCAUAAAUAGUGGAAAGUAUGAAUAUUUCUUGGGAAUGUGAUGCAAUAUAUGGAAAUACAUAAUUGUUAUAAUUAUUAUGAUAGUAUUUAUAAUACAUUUACAUUUAUUUUAGGGGAUAUUUUUCAAUUGAAGUGUUUAAAUGAGCAAGCUAAUAGUGGUGCAGAGUGGACAUUGUUGCCAUCUGCUGCUGAACGGAACCCUGAGAACCGAUUCUUUAGAACCCCGCCGGUAGAACCGGAUCUUGCCAGGCCUUCGGAAGCUGAAGUACUGUGUGAGGUCAUGCCUACAGAACCCAACAUGCAAAAUCCGGCCUUCAGAAACUAAACUGUGAAACCAGCUCAUUGGGACUUGAUGCUUAGGACACACACCCAUAGACCCAAGACCCUCAGAACCCAAUGCAAGAAAUAUGGAAGCAUGCCUUCAGAAUCUAAACUACAUAAGAACCAAGCCCUCGGAAUUUAAAGAACCAGUCCCACCGUUUAAAAAAAAAAACUGGAAUUUAAAGCACAGAACCCCCCUUAGAACUGAGCCUCUAGAGCCCGAGCUCCACGACUGAGGGAGGGAGAGGUGACGGAGGGCUGAUCUGCAGGAAAGAGGGGGACUCGCCUCUGAAGGGACACCGGCUACGUCCCCGCGUGCGUCCAAACAUCGCUCUGUCAAGUCUCUCAGUCCCGAGAGACGGGUGGAUUCAAACCACUCUCACUGCCUUCAAAUGCUGCUCUCUCUACCCUUUCAUCUCAAGUGCUUCAGCUUCAGAGCUUGCCCCAGGCACAGUGUGAAUGCAUACCAUUGUACAUAUACACGUGUUUACCUACCUGCAGGGAAAAUAAACCUGACAAAAAAAAAUAGAUAAAUAUAUAUAUAAAUAUGAACAUAUGUGUAAAUAUGAAAGGUAGUGCUUUUUGUGUUCCUGACAAAAUAUUGCUAGACUCACAGCUAUUUAGAAAAUGCAUUAAGCUUUUGCCCAGUAUGCAACUUUGUGGCUGCAGUGUACAAAUGUUAUGGUGAGAAUGAAUAAAAUUACCUGACUUGGUACUUACCCUAGUUAAUUAGGACUUUCUGACUGAAAAUCUGAACAUUUUGGUGAAGUUUGAGGGUGCAUAAGGAGACCUGAGUGGACAGCCUUUUAUUUUUGAGGUGCGCUUAUAAAAUUUUCUCUCACCUCAAUUGCAGAACUGUAAAAUUCACAUUCCCUCAUCUAGAGUUGUGAGAAUAAUCGCUGGAGUAUUACACAUGCUUUUAAAUUUCACUGGCUCAUUUUUAUUCGGAGCUAUAAAAACAACACUCUCUAGCUAUAAUCCCAAAUCAUGAAUUGCACUUUUAUUCUCCUUUAAAAAUGCAUUCCCUCGCUGAAACCAGGCAUUGUGGGAUUCAUACUCUGACUUAUAUCCAGAGUUGCAAAAUUUGCUCUGUCGCUCUCACCCAGAAUUGUAAAAUUCAUUCUCACUUUUUUUUCCGGAGUCUGGAGAACCUAUUAAAAUUUUAACAUGCGCGUUUUUGUCGCAGAUGUUCGUCCAUCUAUUCAUUUUUACAUUCCAUUUGUUCUCCACUCCCCGCAGUUUGGAAGGGUGCACACAACUGAUGCAGGUGGUGCAUGACCGUUAGGGUUCACCUAAACUUGACCCAACUUAAGUUGGCCUUAUCUCAUCUGCCAUCCUGUAAUUAAAAUGCCCCCAACAAACAGGUUCUUUUAUUUUUGUAUCUCUCCAUCUUGUGGGAAGGCCCCCUCCUUGGUGUCUCCAGGAAGUUCAUACUCCAACCCAAUCAGACAGUGGCACCAGCCACAAUCCCAAAGUCAGAAGUCACCUGCCAAUCAAAGUGUUAUUAUUUAUUUAUGGACACCAGACCUAAGACAGCAAAAAUGCACCCUCCCCCCCCCUACCCCAACCCUCCAACAAAGUAAAUUCAUUAUUCUCUGACUUUUUUGAAUACUCUGUGCCAAUUUAAAAACAUUUUUACAGUUUGUUUGUCUGUCUGUUUUUAGGUCACCUGGAAUAACAGGGAAGUAAAGUUGAUAUAUUCUCAAAAACACACACCUGUUGAUUUAGGCUAGGUUUUCCCAGUAUCAUAUGAAUUAUUUAUUCAUAUUGCCGAUGACAAUGCUAAUGACAUGUUGAAAAGUAUUGACAGUGAUAGCAGUGUGUGCCCUUAAUUUUGUUGUGGACGUGAUUAAGGUAAUGGACAAUUUUUCUGUAUACGCACAUCAGUCUGUAAUGAUUUGAUAAACAUGCUGUAACUACAGGGAAAGUUGUCUUUAUAGCCACCCAUGUGUAUGUAUGGAUUGUUGAGUGCAACUUUCUCAGAAGAGGUAAACCCAUGGCAACCAUAUAAAAAAUCAUGAACUGUGGUAGAGAGAUCCAUGCUUUUCCUGAAUGUUCUCUGAAAGAUGGUACAAAUCUCUUUUUUGUCCCAGUGUGUAGGUGGAAUGUGGAAUGUAGUUUAUGACCCUGUAAAAUUCACAAUUCAUCUCUGGCAAUCUGAAAGAUUAAAACUGAAAUGAAACUUGC
This is a messenger RNA of Anguilla anguilla (European eel), 7727 nucleotides long. Its product is annotated as rho GTPase-activating protein 44-like. Gene Ontology annotation, cellular component: leading edge membrane; cytoplasm; dendritic spine. The record is from RefSeq and is a predicted model, not a curated record. Gene Ontology annotation, molecular function: protein binding; GTPase activator activity. Gene Ontology annotation, biological process: regulation of actin cytoskeleton organization; regulation of dendritic spine morphogenesis; negative regulation of Rac protein signal transduction. Lineage: Eukaryota; Metazoa; Chordata; Actinopteri; Anguilliformes; Anguillidae.